ACCUUCCACCUUAUUCUGGUGACGAAGACGAUCGUAGUGAUGGUAGUAUAUGGGAUAAUGAUGUGCAUGAAUUUUAUGAUGAAGAUAAUCAUCAUCAAACGCAAGAGACAUAUAGUGAAGCAGAAGAAUUAUAUGUUGGUUCUUAUGAAGAUGGCAUAGGUUUAAGUGAUGAUGUGAAACAUCUUGACGAGCAAAUGGAGCAAAAUGAUCUUCCUAGUGAUAAACUUAGUGACCUGCGUGAAGACAUUUUUAAUGAAGACUCGUUAAAUGAUAUUAACGAUUUUGUUGAGAACCUUGAUGAGUCUUCAUUUUACGAUCAGACGUUUGAUAACGAUAAAAUUAUUAAAAGUGAAAUAGAUACUGAAACAUCAGAAACUAAUGAGCAAAACACUUCCAAGGUAUCAAAAGAGUUUGAAGAGGAUGUAGAUGUCGAAACAUCAGAAAUAAAUGAGCAAAACACUUCCAAGGUAUCAAAAGAGUUUGAAGAGGAUGUAGAUGCCGAAACCUCAGAAACAAAUGAGCAAAAUACUCCCAAGGUAUUAAAAGAGCUUGAAGAGGAUGUUGAUGAUAAUAUACCAUCAACAACAGAAUUUGAUGACGGUAAGGAAUAUGAUUUCUCAAGUGUGUAUGAUUCAAAGGAAAAUGAUCUGUUCGCUCCAAUCGAUGAUGAAUGGGCGGCUGAAUAUACUGCAAGUGAGUUAGAUCCAACGAUAAAUGACAAUGAGAUAAUAGUCUCCCCAGGGAAACGUGAGAGACCUUAUACGAACGAUAAUGAAG
Messenger RNA from Scutellospora calospora, 777 nucleotides. The record is from the annotation of a GenBank genome assembly. Lineage: Eukaryota; Fungi; Glomeromycota; Glomeromycetes; Diversisporales; Gigasporaceae.